Molecule: messenger RNA, 833 nt
Organism: Monodelphis domestica (gray short-tailed opossum)
Lineage: Eukaryota; Metazoa; Chordata; Mammalia; Didelphimorphia; Didelphidae
Gene: UXT
Product: ubiquitously expressed prefoldin like chaperone
Biological process (GO): negative regulation of transcription by RNA polymerase II; positive regulation of transcription by RNA polymerase II
Cellular component (GO): mediator complex
Molecular function (GO): transcription corepressor activity
Source: RefSeq, a predicted model, not a curated record
GGAGGUCAGCUCUCCGGGCCAGCAGCAACUGCGGCUUCUUUUAGGCUUCAGCGCAUGCUCCCAGCCCGGAGCCUGGAGCCGCGCACCCAAGUGCAAAGCCGAACUGGGCGGGGCGAGGGAGAAGCGCGCGCAACAGGAAGUGUCGCAAACACGAGCCGGAAGUGAGGCAUUCUGCUUGUGGCCCGCCUCCGGAAAUCAGAGGUGGCCCUUCGCAGGAGCUGGUGGCUGAACUGAAGCGACGGGCGAGCGGCCUGUCUUAGACGGGCGGCCAGCAUGGCGGCGGACCCACGGGGGACUCUUGAAAAGGUCCUGCAGUAUGAAGCCUUCCUCAGCGACGUCCUGCAGCGAGACCUGAGGCAGGUGCUGGCGCAGCGGGAAGAGGUCUACGGCCAGCUGGCGAAUUAUCUGCAGCUGAAGAACGUCCUGGAGCGGCUCCAGGAAUCGGGGGAUCAGAAGCUGCGCACACAGGUGGAUUUGGGGUGUAACUUCUACGUGAACGCCGAAGUGCCAGACCCUUCCAGGAUCUUCGUGGCACUCGGUUAUGGCUUUUUUCUGGAACUGACAUUGAUGGAGGCCUUGAAGUUCAUCGACCGGAAGAGCCGCCUGCUCACCUCGCUCAGUGACAGCCUCACCCGAGAUUCUGCUCGGAUCAAAGCUCACAUCCGACUGGUGUUAGAGGGCCUUCGCGAGUUGCAGGGGCUACAGGAGCUGCCAGAGGUUCCAAGACAAUGAUUAGGAUGCCGAGAAUUUCCUCUCCAUGAUAACACUACUCUGGAGACUCUAACACUUGUUACUUGAAAUCAGAAAUCCCUUUAAUAAAAGCUGGGAAUGAG